UGCAACCUCAUGUAAAUGCUGAUGGCACGCUGUAUCAUUUUGAUCCCACCUGUCCACCCCCAUUCAUGGUUCAGCCGCAGAUGCAGCCACCUCCUGCACAAGUCGUGUACCAGACUGACAAUAUACCAGACUUAACAGCUAGACUCGCAGCCAGCUCUCUAGGAACUUUAGACCAAGGAAGCGAACCCUACCCUGGUGCCAUGCCGGGGCAGGCCAUCUCAGUGGUGCCAGCAGUAAUUCCACACAUCCAGUCCAUGUACACUUCCCCCUCACAGUUUGCACAG
Molecule: messenger RNA, 284 nt
Organism: Candidula unifasciata
Lineage: Eukaryota; Metazoa; Mollusca; Gastropoda; Stylommatophora; Geomitridae
Source: the annotation of a GenBank genome assembly